Drosophila obscura is the source of this 1502-nucleotide messenger RNA. RefSeq names its product TRIO and F-actin-binding protein-like. Bases 531 to 983 code for a protein of 150 amino acids. Lineage: Eukaryota; Metazoa; Arthropoda; Insecta; Diptera; Drosophilidae. The record is from RefSeq and is a predicted model, not a curated record. The transcript is spliced from 2 exons.
GUCUGUAUAGUCUCGAGGUCUUUUUAAUUUUAGUUAGUAGGAGAGUUGGUGUAAAGAUAAAAAAGAUAAAAACACCGGCCUACUGGGACGCGGACGGAGACACGACAGCAGGACCCCCAGGAAUCACUCACCCACUAAGUCUGGAUGGAGGAAGGAUCGCCGCUCUUGUCACCAUCGAAGGGCAGGCACUGUCGGCCACCGUCGACACUGGAGCGACCCGAUCUUUCAUCAGUCAACGGAUGGUCCGGAAAUUAGGGACGGAGGCGAAUCUGCGCGAGGAUUACCCUGGCGGAUAGAUCCAAGAAGGAGAUAACUCAAGCAGUGCUGGCAACGUACUUGAUGACGUCAUCUUGGGUCUCGACUUCCUGUGCGGGAUCAGCGCCAGGAUCCACUGCGGACGUGCCUAUCUACAGCUGAGGGUAAGACGUGACCAUCCAGGUACGACACCACUGGUCCCAUCUGUGCCUCGAUCUCGAACGGUGACCUUCGCCAGUCCACUCACUACCAGCCCAGCAAAGCCGACUACGCCCAUGACUGGACCCAUACCUCACGGACGAGCCUUGCCCAACAACAGGACCAUCAGGAAGACUUCGGCAGAGGCAGUUGCGACACCGCUGGACAACUCCAGGGCCAGCUCGCCGAACCGGGAGUCGCACAAUAACGGAACCACCAGGAAGACUUCGGCAGAGGUAGUUGCGACAAUGCUGGACAACUCCAGGGCAAGCUCGCCGAACCGGGAGUCGCCCAACAACAGGACCAUCAGGAAGACUUCGGCAGAGGCAGUUGCGACACCGCUGGACAACUCCAGGGCCAGCUCGCCGAACCGGGAGUCGCCCAACAACAGGACCAUCAGGAAGACUUCGGCAGAGGCAGUUGCGACACCGCUGGACAACUCCAGGGCCAGCUCGCCGAACCGUAUUAGAAGGGUGCGCUUCCCAAUGGCUUGUUCAGAUCAGCUUUGCUGGGAUAACCGACUACCCUGAAAUACCGGCCGCCUUCUUGUUGAACAGGCGAGUGUUUGUCGGCAUACGGUAGCCGACUAGUGACGUCAUUAAUGACGAAAUGGAAGUCGAUGGACAUGGGAGAAAUAGCUGUGUCUUUCGUAAUGGCACACAAGUCGAAAAUCAACACUAGACUGCAACGUUUACUUUUCACCACCAAUCUAACGAAUAGAAAUGAACUACAGCAGCAUUUGAAGGAACUUUCAUACAACAAGCGAAGCGAUUAUCUUGCUUCAGACCAUUCGAUCGGUCCCGAUAAGAAGAGUUUCAAGGCACACACUCCAAUGAAGUGCCAUUACUGUGGGAAUCCCGGACAUAAAAUGCUGGAAUGCCGUAAGAGGAUGGCAGAACAAUUAAAGUCAAAUCAAUCGUAUGGGAAAACUAUUGGUGGGACGAGACAGGACUCUAGUGACUUUUUUUAAAUGCGGAAACGUCGGUCAUAGGCUCGCCUGGGGGUAAAUACUUUUCCUGCUUAGACAUGGCCAGUAGGUUUUAUCAGAU